GAUAACACUCUUACAUGAAACACGUAUGUCUGUUUUUACUCUCCACUCAUAUUCACGCGGACAACUAGGUCACAGAGUUUGUGUUGACUGUUGACUUAGUUUACUGCUGCACGCGUUACGGUGUGAAUGUUUAUGGUGAUAGUGUAGUGAUUUUAGUAAAUUAGUGGUGAUUAACAAACUAGCGGCCCUUUUGUAGUACGGGAUGCGUGCGUGAGCGCAGCGCAUGACGUGCUACGAAACAUUGAGAACUUCGGCACCCGCCGCGGACGCCCCCAUGGCGCACCACUUUGUCAAGUGGUGGCGCAAUAAGUUUAGAAAUGGCUACAAGAAAUUUAGCAUUGGCACAGAAAGUGAGCGCACAGAUACAGAAGAGUUGGUGGGUCGCGCAGCAUCACAAUGUUCUGCCCCACCUGAUUUACUGCCCAGUGAAGCUCGGGCGUACCUAAAGCCUGCAACUCCACCGCCGCAGCCAUCACGUCCAUCGUACGAGCCUACGUAUAAGUCGCCGUCUUCACCAAUACCGGAACAUAAAAAUGAAGACAAACAACCUAGACUGAGAUUUGAGGAGCUGACUUGUGAUGUUGAACUUAAGCAUCCUGAACCGUCGAAACAACAACCACUGCAGUUCUCAUUUACACUAUAUGAUCUUGAUGGACAUGGCCGCAUGACCAAAGACGAUAUUGCUGGUAUUGUAUCGACGAUAUAUGAGUCGAUUGGUAAAUCGGUGACAGUCCCACAUUACGGAUCCAAAACAAUACAAGUGAGGCUAACAGUCGUGCCCGAUGAUGGGUCCACGAGAAAUCAUCGAGAACGACGCGAGGGCAGACGGAGGCGGCGGCGGGAAGAGGUCCCACCUGUACCGCCGGACUGCCCGGAACACAGCGAUGAAGAACAACAAGACAGAUUAUCACAUGAUGACGAUGUGUCGUCUAAAUCUUCAUGUUCAGGAGAUCGGAGACCUCCACCAAGAUCAUUUAACUCUAGACCGCUCCGCCGUCAUCGCAGAGAGCAGCGAGAACGGAAACACGCAAAGAAGCGCUCUGGGAGCUUGCAAAGACGGGAACUACUAGAAAUCAUUCAGGCUAACAUGGAAAAAAACCAUCUGAGCUUUCAAGCUUCAAGAAAGCCCUGUGACUCUGUUGCCAAUGAAGAUGAAAUUACAUCAAAAUAUCAAAAACUUCGAAAUAGAUCUUAUACAGUUAGUGAAAGACCAGAGAAACCUAUGAAUGCAUUCCAAAAAGUGAAAUCAGAAAACAGUGCUAAUGGUUAUUUGGAUUUAGCGAGUGGCGGCGAUUCAAACUUAUGUCGAUACGACCGGUAUCUCCAUGCAGUUAUAUGUUCUUCAGCGCGACAUGCACAUACUGGUUACCAUCAAAAGCAAGGUCAGACGCCGCGGAGCAGUCGUGCGGCACAAUUACCACAUCCGCGAUCGCGUUCCCACGAUUUGCCUGCACAAGCUCAAGUACCUCACCAACCAAGAGUGCUUCAAAUUAUAUUUUUAUAGAACUC
Achroia grisella is the source of this 1509-nucleotide messenger RNA. RefSeq lists its product as uncharacterized. Gene Ontology annotation, cellular component: cytoplasm. Lineage: Eukaryota; Metazoa; Arthropoda; Insecta; Lepidoptera; Pyralidae. The record is from RefSeq and is a predicted model, not a curated record. The transcript is spliced from 5 exons. Gene Ontology annotation, biological process: negative regulation of Wnt signaling pathway. The coding region runs from base 224 to 1504 and encodes 426 amino acids. Gene Ontology annotation, molecular function: calcium ion binding.